Ailuropoda melanoleuca (giant panda) is the source of this 3142-nucleotide messenger RNA. It is a transcript of the gene ZXDB, whose product is annotated as zinc finger X-linked duplicated B. Gene Ontology annotation, cellular component: nucleus. Gene Ontology annotation, molecular function: transcription coregulator activity. The record is from RefSeq and is a predicted model, not a curated record. Lineage: Eukaryota; Metazoa; Chordata; Mammalia; Carnivora; Ursidae. Gene Ontology annotation, biological process: regulation of transcription by RNA polymerase II.
GGGCGGGGUCGCGCCUCCUCCGUGGCUCUGGCUCCAGCCGAGCCUCACCGACGCGGAGAUGGAAAGCCCGAGGCUGCUCCCGCCUCGAGGGACGCGACAGAGCGGCGGUGCUGGCAGCCCCGCGGGCGGCAGCCGGUUUCACGGCGGCCCUGACCCACGGGCUAGCCAGGUCCCUGCGCGCCGCCUCCUGCUGCUCCGGGGCCCCCAAGAUGGCGGGCCCGGGAGGCGGCGCGAGGAGGCCCGCGCGGCCUCACGGGGCCCGGGCCUGAGCCCGUUGGCGCCGAGGUCGGAUCACGCUGGCGGCGGCGGCGGCGGCGGCGGCGGCGGCGGCGGCGACUUCUUCCUGGUGCUGCUGGACCCGGUGGGUGGCGAUGUGGAGACCCCGAUCGCCGGCCAGGCCGCAGGGCCUGUAUGGAGGGAGGAGGCCGAGUCGGUCCCACGGCUCCAGCAGGGUGAGAGUGGCGCGAAUCCCGCGGGCCGCCAGGCGCUAGGCCCCUGCUGCCUGUCCGCAGUCCCCGCCCCAGCCCCGGCUGAGAACCCGGUCCCCGCCCCAGGCCUGGGACCCGCCGCGGCCUUCACCGGCACCGUCACCAUCCACAACCAAAACCUGCUGUUGCGCUUCGAGAACGGUGUCCUCACCCUGGCCACGCCCCCGCCGCCAGCCUGGGAGCCUGGGGUCGCGCCUGCCCCUCAGCCUGGGGGUCUGAUGGCUCCGCAAGCGGGGGUCCCGCACGCCGCGCAGCCCAGUGACUGCCCCGAGCUGCCGCCCGACCUCCUGCUGGCCGAGCCGGCUGAACCGGCGCCCGCCCCAGCGCCUGAGGAGGAGGCAGAGGGCCGGGCCGCAGCCGAGAGUCCCCGCAGGCCGCUGGGCCCAGGCGUGGUGCUGUACCUGUGUCCCGAGGCGCAGUGCGGACAAACCUUCGCCAAGAAGCACCAGCUGAAGGUGCACCUGCUGACUCACAGCAGCAGCCAGGGCCAACGGCCCUUCAAGUGCCCCCUGGGCGGCUGUGGCUGGACUUUCACCACCUCCUACAAGCUCAAGAGGCACCUGCAGUCUCACGACAAGCUGCGGCCCUUUGGCUGCCCUGCGGAGGGCUGUGGCAAGAGCUUCACCACGGUGUAUAACCUCAAGGCGCACAUGAAGGGCCAUGAGCAGGAGAAUUCGUUCAAAUGCGAGGUGUGCGAGGAGAGCUUCCCCACUCAGGCCAAACUCAGCGCCCACCAGCGCAGCCAUUUCGAGCCCGAGAGGCCGUACCAGUGCGCGUUUUCCGGCUGCAAGAAGACGUUUAUCACAGUGAGUGCCCUGUUUUCCCACAACCGUGCCCAUUUCAGGGAACAGGAACUCUUUUCCUGCUCUUUUCCUGGCUGCAGCAAACAGUACGACAAGGCUUGUCGCCUGAAAAUUCACCUGCGGAGCCACACCGGUGAGAGACCUUUCCUUUGUGACUUUGACGGCUGUGGCUGGAACUUCACCAGCAUGUCCAAACUCUUAAGGCACAAAAGGAAGCACGAGGAUGACCGGAGGUUCAUGUGCCCCGUGGAAGGCUGUGGGAAAUCUUUCACAAGGGCUGAACAUCUGAAAGGCCACAGCAUAACCCACCUGGGCACAAAGCCUUUUGUGUGCCCUGUGGAAGGCUGCUGUGCCAGGUUCUCUGCUCGCAGUAGUCUCUACAUUCACUCCAAGAAACACUUGCAGGACGUGGACACUUGGAAAAGCCGUUGCCCAGUCUCUACUUGUAAUAAACUCUUCACAUCCAAGCACAGCAUGAAGACCCACAUGGCCAAAAGGCACAACCUCGGCCAGGAUCUUUUAGCUCAGCUAGAAGCUGCAAAUUCUCUUACACCCAGCAGUGAACUUACCAGCCAGGGACAGAGUGAUCUCAGUGAUGCAGAGCUAGUGUCUCUCUUCUCUGAUGUGCCUGGCAGUAGUUCUGCUACAGUGCUGGACACAGCAUUGGUGAACUCUGGAAUCUUGACUAUUGAUGUGGCUUCUGUGAGUUCAACUCUGGCAGGGAGCCUCCCUGCUAAUAAUAAUAAUUCCUUAGGGCAGGCUGUGGACCCUCGGGCCUUGAUGGCCACCAGUGACCUUCCUCAAAGUCUGGAUACCUCUCUUUUUUUUGGAACGACAGCCUCUGGUUUUCAGCAGAGUCCCUUAGAUAUGGAUGAUGUCCCAAGUCUGACUGUGGGGCCGUUGGCAUCUCUGGGCUCUUCGGCUAUGAAAAACUCGAGUCAAGAGCCCCAAGCUCUGACCCCUAGCAGUAAGCUAACAGUGGACACAGAUGCCCUGACUCCUUCAAGCACCCUUUGUGAAAACAGUGUCUCAGAACUACUGCCGCCAACCAAAGCAGAAUGGAAUGUACAUCCUGACUCCGACUUCUUUGGACAGGAGGAAGAAACCCAGUUUGGAUUCUCCAAUCCAGCAGGAAACCAUGGUUCUCAGAAAGAAACAGAUCUUAUCACAGUGACUGGCAGCUCAUUUUUGGUAUGAACUAUUAAUUCAUUGCCAUGUGGCUUAUUCUUAUGAAUUACACUCACUUUUUAGGACAUUCUGGACUAAAUGUUUAAAUGCUCAUUUCUUAUAGGUUUUAAAAAGAACAACGCCCUGGGCUAUAAGUUUGGAGAUUUAAAUUAUGAUCUUGACUCUGGAACUGUCAAGUUGUGUGAUCUGAGCCUUAAUUUCCUUAUUUAUAAAAUGAGGUGGUUUGAAUAGCUUGUUUCUAAGGUCUUUUCAGCUCUGUAAUUCCUUGAUAAUAAGCUUAUUUCCUUGGAACAAAUUAGGAAAUUUUUUAGUGAUUGUGUUGCAUGUGCUUUUUUUUCGGAUGAACAUAAUAUUAUAAUGAACAGCCAUGUGCUUAACACUCAACCUCAACUAUUAUCAAUUCGGAAACUAUUUUGUUCUUCUAAUCUCUCUAACCCUCAUGAAGAAUUAUUUUGGAAUAAAUACCCUACUUUACAUCAUUUCAACCAUAAUUAUUCUAUAUAUAGUUGUAUAAAGUAUGGUCUCUUUUUGAAAAAAAUUGCCAUUCCGUUGUCAUACUUAAAGUUAACAGUAAUUCCUUAAUACCGAUAAAUAUCCAAUCAGAUUCCAACUUGCAAUUGUCUCAUAAAUGCUAUUUAUUUUAGUAUUUUUAAUAUAAAAUUC